CAUGACUUAGGUUUAUUUACCGGUAUGGAAAAAAAUUGGCAUAUAAAAUUUGGUGCUUUGAAAUGCUGGACUUGUUCAACACAAGCGGUAAAUGGCUCGCUCUGCUCGGAUCCAUUUGAUCCUGACAUAGCACCAAGUUUUCAAAAUAGGGAAACUUAUGUAGAUUGCUAUUUAUCACAUUUCGAUUUAUUCGCAACAAAACGGGCCGCUUGCAAAAAAGUCGAACUAGAGGUUUAUGGAACAAUUUUAACACAGAGGGGAUGCACCUAUGAAAAUGUGAAUGAUUUACCUGAUAAAUGUUAUUAUGAUGAUGUGCCAGCAUAUUUUAAAACAGUUUUUUGUGAGACUUGUUUGACUGACGGUUGUAAUUACGCUCCAAAUUUAUUUCAUGGAAAUAUUUUAAUAUUAAUUUUGCUUUCAAUAACAUGUAUAUUUGAACAAUGUCGUAAGCCGAAUAAAAAUGAUCCAAAUUUAUAUCAUGUCGUAGCUCGAAAUGUCGUAUCUCGAGGACUUAGUAUAUAUAUUUUGAAUAUGUUAGCAUUAUGGUAUAGAUUUAAGAAAGUGUAA
This is a messenger RNA of Condylostylus longicornis, 567 nucleotides long. RefSeq lists its product as uncharacterized. Bases 25 to 567 code for a protein of 180 amino acids. The transcript is spliced from 4 exons. Gene Ontology annotation, biological process: sleep; regulation of synaptic transmission, cholinergic; positive regulation of voltage-gated potassium channel activity. The record is from RefSeq and is a predicted model, not a curated record. NCBI's taxonomy places the organism in Eukaryota, Metazoa, Arthropoda, Insecta, Diptera, Dolichopodidae.